AUUCAAUUCCCAUUCCCACCCUCCUCACCUGGUCUGACCAUGUCGUCCUCCUCGGCUUCAGUCCCUCCGUCCGUUAAGGGCAUGCGGAAGAAUGGAAAAAAUUGGCACGACUCCAAGAAGCCCUUUCGCCCUACGGCGGGUAUGACCUCCUAUGCGAAGCGCCUGGAAACCCGCAAACACCAAGAGGCCGUCAAAGAGCACGAAAGGGAACUUAAGGAAGAGAAAGAGGCUGAGCGGAAGGCCCAUAUCCAGCGAAUUAAGGAUCGCAGAGCCGCCAAGGAAGAGAAAGAGCGCUAUGAAAAGAUGGCCGAGAAGAUGCAUCGUAAACGUGUUGAGCGCUUGAAGCGCCGUGAAAAGCGCAAUAAAUUGUUGAAUUCUUGAUGCUGCCUAGAGCUUGGUCGACCCUGGACAGUUCAGUGUAUGCUGUCGCGGUUGAACUGUUUCUUGCUGUUUGCUAGCUGCACUGGAUGCAUGGCGGUUACCUACCAGCUGUUCGAAAUUUGCCUUUUCUUCCUAUUCCUACACGCAGAAAUCGCCUUCCUCUCAUUUGCGCUGAGCUUUCGGAAGAUAAUGUGGCGAUAGGCGGCCUCUUUUCACAUUCUUCAAUUUUCUCACGGGACAAAAAUGGAUCAUGGCGACCUUGGAGUUGGGGGUUCUGGAUACUGGUUUUUAAAUUUACUCAUACGGAAGCAAGAAACAUCUUUACAUAGGA
Molecule: messenger RNA, 712 nt
Organism: Aspergillus fijiensis CBS 313.89
Lineage: Eukaryota; Fungi; Ascomycota; Eurotiomycetes; Eurotiales; Aspergillaceae
Product: CGR1 family protein
Exons: 3
Coding region: 40-381 (113 amino acids)
Source: RefSeq, a predicted model, not a curated record